Maylandia zebra (zebra mbuna) is the source of this 848-nucleotide messenger RNA. The record is from RefSeq and is a predicted model, not a curated record. NCBI's taxonomy places the organism in Eukaryota, Metazoa, Chordata, Actinopteri, Cichliformes, Cichlidae.
UUUGCCGACAUGUCAGUAAACGCAGCACGCAUGCGUUCGUCACUUUCCUGAAUAACGACGUUUUCCUGUGAAAGAUGGCGGCGACCUUGUGUUCGAAAUUGCUGCCAAAACAUGGAUGGCUUCCCCUCACACAGAGUGUCCGACACGGGUCCAAGGCUGUGACCCGCCACAGGAAGCCUCUGCACAUCCAGAAACAGAAGCUGCUAGCGGUUACUCAGUACAUCCCCCCGCACGGGAGUUUCCUCCAGGCGCUUACCCGUCCCAGACCAAACACGUCCAGGAGGAUAAUGAUUUGACCUUACUAAUGAAGAGGGAGUUGAAGAAGUUGUUUGAGGAUUGUAAAAUGAUCGCCGUGGUCCAGAACAGCAGCAGCAGUGCUGAAGACAUGAUGACUCUCAGGCACAGACUUUAUAAACACAACAUCACAGUCAAGUUCUUCCCCAACAAGGUCGAUCCUCCAGUCUCUGUUGGUGCCAUGGCUGACUCAAGCUGGUGGAGGCUGACCUUCUCACGCAAGAAGAAGUCUGAAUCCAAGGUUCUGUAUGAAAUCCCAGCAGAGCAUGGCAGUAACACUGGGAACAAAGACCACCCAAGUAGUAACGGCUCUCCAGAACUGGACAGCCAGUUGAAUGCCAAACUGGAGAAAAUCGUCGAUAAAUCUGCCACCAGGACGCCACGUCAAGGUCUCCAACUCGGCCGCUACAAGGAGAAGAAGAGGGUCCGCGUCACGCUGGCCGAGAACCCAAAUCUGUUUGCAGACAACAACCUCAGUCAAGAGAAUCAUAAAAAGAAGACAGAGAAAUAGCACAGAAAAUGCACAUACUUGAUCAGUAAUGUGUCAUAUACAC